AUGAAAGGUGCAUCCAUACUUGUCUUUUCCUUUCUUUUCCUUGUUAUUUCGUUUGGCAUUUGUAAUUGCUACAAAAAUCCUCGUUUCAGUUCGCUCGAGAAUAAGUCGCAAAAGGAAUUAUCGGAAGACUUGAAUGAAUUGAACAAAAUAAAUGAAGAAUUAAUUUCAAAUGAAAGAGAAGGUGAGGAUGAUGAUGAUGAUUAUGAAGAGGAAAAUCUAGAAAGUUCAAAUUUCGAUGACAUAGCUAGGGAGAGCCUUCAAAUUGCUGAAGAGAAAGCAGCAGUUGAUCUUGAAAAUAUAGAAAUGGAAAAACUUUUGGAUGAAGAAAUAUUCAGAAUAAUUCAAGAAAGACUGAAAAAAUUAUGGUACAUUGGAAAGUGCAGGAGAGACUAUUCUAAUAUGUGUCCUUUAGGAUGGAAAGCAUCCUCUUAUGAUAAAAGUCUGUGUAUCCCUCCUGAGACGUACGAAGGACCAUGUAGAUCAAUGGAUUUUUCAAACAGCACAAAUAUUGACAAGGAACUUUUCGCUUGGAAAUGUGAAGUGGAGUGGGCCUGUAUCAACUACCCAAAAUUAAAUGUCAUGGAUAUUUGCCCCUCUAGAUGGAUACCUGUAGGGAAGAAUCUGUGCAUAGCACCAGAAGAUUACAUUGGGAAAUGUUCCCCUGCAAUGGACUUCACAAAUUAUGAUUUCGAGACACGAAUUAGAUGGGCCAAUGAAUGUAAUGUCCAGUGGUCCCCUAUAGAACAUCCUAAAAUUAUGAAAUCAAAGGACACAACUUUAAGGUCUUCUUCUGUUGGUGGGCCUGUUGAAGAAAGUGGAAAAAUUCUAAAAAUUAUCUCUAAAAAGUAG
Molecule: messenger RNA, 849 nt
Organism: Plasmodium gonderi
Lineage: Eukaryota; Apicomplexa; Aconoidasida; Haemosporida; Plasmodiidae
Product: Plasmodium falciparum CPW-WPC domain containing protein
Exons: 10
Coding region: 1-849 (282 amino acids)
Source: RefSeq, a predicted model, not a curated record